This is a messenger RNA of Pterocles gutturalis (yellow-throated sandgrouse), 171 nucleotides long. RefSeq names its product tachykinin, precursor 1 (gene TAC1). The record is from RefSeq and is a predicted model, not a curated record. The annotation marks the transcript as partial. NCBI's taxonomy places the organism in Eukaryota, Metazoa, Chordata, Aves, Pterocliformes, Pteroclidae. The transcript is spliced from 3 exons. Gene Ontology annotation, biological process: tachykinin receptor signaling pathway.
GAGGAGCUGCCGCUGCCCCUGGAGCACUUCCUGCAGAGGAUGGCCCGCAGACCCCGGCCCCAGCAGUUCUUCGGCCUCAUGGGCAAGCGGGAUGCCGGAUAUGGCCAGAUCAGUCACAAAAGAUCCUCUGAAAGGAGCAUAGCACAGAACUACGAACGGAGGCGUAAAUGA